GUGAGUAAACUUAACUAAUGAGAGGAUAAUAGUUUCAAUCUACCGGAUUAAAGCAUGUAAACGAAGAAAUCAGCCUCUCUGUAAUGUAAUUCAAAAGAGAAUUAAUCCCAAAAAUUUAUAGAAUAUGCAUUAAAGGUGAUUAGAACACAUUUUAAAGAGUGUCAGACAAGAGUGUAUGAGUACAGAAAGUAUGUCACCGAAAUUAUCAAAAAUCACAUUUUGAGAAAGAUUUAAAUUGAGUCAAGUUUGCAAAUGAUAGAGUUCUCUUUCUUUUCUUUACAUAAUUCUAUUCAGUCUGAUUGAGCUGUGAUCAUAAAAUCAUUUAUUUUGUGCUAAAUGUGAAGGAAUUAUUUAUUUUUAAUAUUGUGGGAAAAGAAAAAUUAGUGAUAAUCGGAAAACAUUUAAUGAAACUAUGAAUUUAACUUUUCUUAUCAUUUCCUUAGUAAUAUGUUUGAGUUUUAGUGCUAUAAAUGCGAAUUCUUAUCACGAAAAUGUUUGUGAGAAAGGUUCACUAGCAGUUUAUCAGAUAGAAAUAGAAGGAAAUUGGACAGAAGAUAACUUCCCUAAAAACUAUCCGAAAUUCCGUCCUCAUGCACAUUUUUCGAAAAGCUUUGGAAUAAGUCAUUCUCAACAUGACUAUCUGUUUCGAAUGCAGGAAGUCGUUAGACCAGAGCUAGAGAACUUUUGUUUGAGAGGAGACAUUGAGGAGCUUCAUACGCAAAUCAGUAAAGAAAAUAUUUUUGAUGAACUCAUUAUGCCUAAGCUCGAUGACCCAAGCAAAAAAAUUGAAUCGCGAUUUUUUGUGAGCAGUAAUCAUUCAUUAUUCUCAAUCGUGACGAAAAUAGUCCCCUCUCCAGAUUGGAUAAUUGGCAUUGACUCUUUAGAACUAUGCAUUGAUAAUAAAUGGGUCGAUGAGAUCAGAAUUGAAAUGCAACCAAUUGAUUGUGGAGUUAAUUCUGGUUUCACAUUUAGUUCCCCAAUUUGGGAUACUAUUCCGCGUGACGAAAUGACAUUUAUUACUUCGCACUUUCCAAAUAAUCAUGCGUCCUCAUUUUACUAUCAAAAUGUGACACAUCUUCCGCCAAUAGCCUCAUUUCGAAUUCAUAAAAUUAAAGAAUAUAUUGGCGUGAAGGAUUCAUCUGUCAAACGAAUUCACCAAAAGUAUCGAAGAAACACAAUGAAAAACCCAUCGAGACUUGCAAAUCAUGACAAUUCCGAUUGUGUUGUUUCAAAAUGGAGUGAAUGGUCAGCAUGCAGCAAAGAGUGUGGAAUUGGUGAAAAAUUCCGAAAUCGUACUAUAAUGAGACUAGAAAAGAGCGGAGGAAAAGCAUGUCCACAUCUCAUUGAACGAAGUUGGUGUGGAAGUAGCCGAUGCGAAUCCUCAAGCUCAUCGUACUUUUCAUGGUGAUUUUGAUACUCAUAUUAUAUGUUGUGAAUAUAUACAUUUUUUAAAAAUAAAGCUCUUUAGAGUGGCAAUAGUAAG
Molecule: messenger RNA, 1483 nt
Organism: Chironomus riparius
Lineage: Eukaryota; Metazoa; Arthropoda; Insecta; Diptera; Chironomidae
Source: the annotation of a GenBank genome assembly